AGAUUUUUUGGGCAUUUGAUAAGAAAACACGGGAAUAGAAGGAUGAAUGGCAGUGGUGACAACGGGCGCAGCAAGCACACUAAUCUUUCGAAACAUGAAAUUGGAGAACAGUAAUCGGUUGGAAGUUCUCCGACCGCCGUCGUUCAAAGCAUUAUCAGUGUAACAGUGAAUGCAGUUUAAAUUGAUAAGUUUUCCAUGGAGAAUCGAAAAAAUUGGUUGCAAAAUAUAUUCUUUUUACAAAGAAGAUUGUAAGCAAUUUUUAAAAAUUUUUGAAAAACGUUUAAACGAAAAAUGCAUAUAAUAUACGGUUGAAUGAAGAAAAAGAAAAGAUCGAGCAGCGAAAUGAGCGAAUCUUUGGGUUUCUACAUGAAAUCUGACGGAAAAUGAAUAUUUAAAUGAAUCUACACAAAAAGCGUGCACUGUUCAGCGGAGCAUUAUUGCGCGGGAACAUUUAACGUUUCGAAAAUGCCUCGAGUUCGCAAAUGAACAUCGCGAUUUCAAGCUGAAAUAUUUAUAAAAUCGGGGAAGGUUUUUUUUAAAAUUUGUUGACAUCGGGGGAUUGGCCACGCCCAUAGAACCGUGCGGAGGUUGCAAAAUUUGAUCGUGGGCGUGGCCCGUCCCACAGAUUGGGUUCCCCCGAUCCGAAUCCCUCGCCGCCGUUAAUCGUCCGAUUCGUCUGGUCUCAAGAAUAGUAGUAUUUGAAUUGCCGCGAAACCGUACUCCACGCCACUAUUCAUCAAACUAUAUCAAACUAUAUAUCAAACUAUUUUUGAACUGCCCCGCCUGUUUGGCUUGAGACUAUGCGCUAAAUGAUGAAACUAAGGCUCUCUUCGGUGGCAUGGUCGCCGACCAUUUUAGGUAUCUGGUCCAAUACGACGAUAUCAACAGAGAAGAGCAUGCACACAAGUCGCGAAUCGCUUAUCAGGAGGCUCUUGGUAUCGCUAAGGACAAGAUGCAGCCAACUCACCCAAUUCGCCUUGGACUUGCCCUCAAUGCAAGCGCCUUAAACUUCGAUGUCCUGAAUCUUCCCAAAGAAGCCAACGAAAUUGCACAGAGUGCUCUUGAUAGUGCUCAUCGCGAAUUGGAGAAGAUGAAGAGCUCACUGGAUUCGUACGAUAUCUCGAACUUGAAACGUGCUCGUACACUUUACGAUCUAUUGAAGAGUACUCACGAGCAGCGUGUCGACGGAAAAGAAGGAGAAGAGGCUGAUAAUUGAAAUUUUUCUGGAUAUUCAAUUUUUUUUCGCAGUGAAAAAACAUGUUUCUUA
Caenorhabditis elegans is the source of this 1267-nucleotide messenger RNA. It is a transcript of the gene M117.3, whose product is annotated as 14-3-3 domain-containing protein. Bases 839 to 1216 code for a protein of 125 amino acids. NCBI's taxonomy places the organism in Eukaryota, Metazoa, Nematoda, Chromadorea, Rhabditida, Rhabditidae. The transcript is spliced from 3 exons. The record is from RefSeq and is marked reviewed.